CGUACAUCAACCGCAAAUUCCGGCGCAGUUGCUUCUUCCUUCUCUUCUUCUGCUUGCUUGCAGGCACGUUACAUUCAGUGAAAGAUGGUGGGCUGCAGGGUGCGGUGGCUGGCGGUGCCAAGGCCCGUGGUGCUGGCUGGGCUGGUGGUUGCAGUGUGCACUGUCAGCUUCCUAAUUGGGCGACACUUCUGCGACUCCAGCCGUGCAGCUGCGGUGAUGAGAGAAACACAAACGAAGGAGCACAAUCAUCACCAUCAUCAACACAAUCAACUCAAUCAACAGCGGCAGCAACAGCAGAAUGCGAGACACGAAGAAGCCAGCAAUGGAGACCGCAAGGCCAACGUGCGGCAGGAUCGACGGGACGCCAGUGCUGUUGUUGUGGCUGACCCCAAGAUCGACUCUGAUGCCGUGCCGGCUGAAGGGCGCAUUCGAGCCGCCUCAACUCGUAUGUGUCUCGACGCACCAACGCAGCACACCCUCGCUUUCUGGGCCUGCGACAAAUCCAAGGAAGGAGCACAGAGGUGGACGUGGAGGGCUGAUGGCGCGCUGCUGAACGAAGCGCGUGGUGCCUGCCUGGGGAUGGAGCAGAUGGGCACCAAAUGGCUGGCAGUCACACAGCCCUGCAAUCCACAACAGCCCGAGCAACAGUGGGAGUACGUUCUGUACGGCACGUUGACGGGCAUCAUUCGCAAUCCAUCGCAAAACUUGUGCAUCACUGCGAAGCUCAAGAAAGAUGCCCCGCACUCCGCGGAUGACGUGCACCUGGCAUCCGAGGUUGUGCUUGCCCCAUGCGACGACCACCUGUGCGCGCAGCUGUUCGACGCCAACGUCCCCACACCCAACGUGCAAGGUUACAAACAGCGGUCGUUUGCGGCGCCGCCGCACCGCAGGCGCCAGCUCGCCCCUCCAUUCGUGUCUGCGGCUCCACAAUCGGCCGAAAAGAAGGCAGCCUCGGUCGCCACUGGGAAGGCCCAUAAGGUGCUGUGCUGGGUCAUGGCGCACCCAACCAAGCUGGACACAAAGGCCAUUGCCGUGAACCAGACGUGGGGCCAUCAGUGCGACAAGCUGCUGUUUGUUGUCGCUGAGCACCACCAACCGCUCGUGCCCCCUCUGGACACGCUUCCUCUGUUGAAGGUUAAUCUGGGCAGGGAAGAGUCCCGCAACACGCUCUGGCAGAAGAGCAAGCUGGCAUGGAAGCGCAUCAUUGACGAGCACGCACACGACUACGACUGGUUCUUGCGUGCAGAUGACGACUCGUACAUUGUGUUUGACAACCUGCGUCGCUUCAUCCAGAACAAGGAUCCUUCACAGCCGCAAUAUUUCGGGCGCGUGUACAAGUCCGAUGUGGGCGAUUUUUACUCCGGUGGCGGUGGCACGCUGCUGAGCCGAGCAGCUUUGCAACUGCUGGGAAAAGCGUACGACGACCACCCAGACUACUUUCUGGACUCCGACACAUUUGCAGACGACAUGGAGGUGUGCCGCACACUGCGUCGGAUGGGCUUGGACACGCAGACGUCGCUGGACAGCGAUGGGCGGCAGGUGUUCUUGGCGUUGGGAUUGGAGGAGGAGCGGGGCGUGACACGCGAACGCGAUGGCUCCCACUGGAUAUGGAAGUACGAUCCGACGUUCAAGGAGGGCAUCAACUGCUGCUCCAAGCACUGGAUCGCCACUCACUACAUCGACAGCCGAAGCAUGUUCUUCAUGCACGAUAUGAUUCAGAUGCGAUGUGAGGCUGGGGGCGCCGACCCGUGGUGGAGCAGUGCGGCAGCAACGGUCAGGUUUACUGCGUAA
Molecule: messenger RNA, 1791 nt
Organism: Salpingoeca rosetta
Lineage: Eukaryota; Choanoflagellata; Craspedida; Salpingoecidae
Exons: 4
Coding region: 85-1791 (568 amino acids)
Cellular component (GO): membrane
Molecular function (GO): N-acetylgalactosaminide beta-1,3-galactosyltransferase activity
Source: RefSeq, a predicted model, not a curated record